Molecule: messenger RNA, 1425 nt
Organism: Danio aesculapii
Lineage: Eukaryota; Metazoa; Chordata; Actinopteri; Cypriniformes; Danionidae
Gene: tslig2
Product: chromosome 9 C2orf49 homolog
Exons: 4
Coding region: 34-720 (228 amino acids)
Biological process (GO): embryonic morphogenesis
Cellular component (GO): tRNA-splicing ligase complex
Source: RefSeq, a predicted model, not a curated record
CUUCCGGCGCCAUCCGGAAAUACACUGAAAAACAUGGCGUUGCAUAGGACAGACAGAACGAAAAACCCCACAUCAAAUGCUGGAGAUGUUUCAAAAGUCGACCUUCUGCUUCAUCCAGAGCUUCUUUCUCAAGACUUCAUUCAGCUCAUGUUACAAGAGAGGAAUAUAGCGGUGUCUGAUCCUGAGGACCGGGACCGGCUCACAGGCCUAUACCUGCAGCAUGUGAUUCCUCUCCCACAGAGAGAGCUGCCACGCAGCCGCUGGGGGAAGAGGAUGGAGAGGAGUAGACCGCGCCUGAGCUCCAGCAGCACACACAGUUCAAGCACUGAUAGUUGCAGGAAGAGGCCGUUGAUAGUGUUUGAUGGCAGCUCUACUAGCACUGGCAGUGUUAAGCUGAAGAAACCGGAUUCUUCAUCGGCACUUGUCACCACAGACAGACUAAAGCCCCCUGUUUCCAGUGUCAGUCUCACAAACCCUAUACGCAAGCUCUCAGGGGCACCCACAAACUGCUCUUCCUCAAACUUCUCUAACAGGACCCCAGUUUCAACAUCAGGAGCCGGGCCCAAGAGCCCCCCUAACCACUCCAACACCUCAGUACAUUCAAACAAUGCCACAUCUAAGCUAAAGCGCACGUCUCCCAGCAAAGGAGAACCAGACACUGCUAAGGACAUUAAGUCACCUGAAACAAAGAAAAAGAUCCAACAUGUCACAUGGCCAUAAUAUCUGGUGUCUUCUAGGAUGGAUGUUUUAACGCCACUGAUAUCGUCUACUGGCUCCGUGUGUUGGCCAACAGACGCAUGUGAAUUGGAAAGAUAGGUUCUUAUCAAACACCUCAAGUUGUCACUUUCACCUUUACUUACCAACCUCAAGAAAAGUGACUUGUGAUCCUCCAGUUCAAUUCACUGUUGGAGACGCUUCAAAUUUUGGCUUGUAGUGUUGAAAGAACUGAGACAUUCCUAGCAGUUUUAUGUUGGACUUAUACAAUUUUCACUUUUUAGCAGUUCAUUUAGAGAACUUUGUUUCUUAGUUAAUCAUGUUGGCCAAUUAAAGGAAUUAGAUGACAAACUGACAUGCUUUUUGGUCUGUCAGAGAUGUGUUUUACUGGCAUAGUAACUGGAUUUGCAUUUACUGAGUGGUGUUUUUCAAAAGGCAUUCUGUUAUUUAGAUCUGAGAUGGCCUGUCUAAGUGGUUUGACCAAUAUCAAGUAAAAACCCUUGACCGUUUCAUAUUUAUAGCCCCAUGGGGCCAGAAUGCAAUUCCGUGUGUUGCAUUAUGCAUUGGUGAAUGAAGGUUGUUUCACUUGUGAGUGUUUUAGUGCAGGUGUUUUCUAGACAUUAUGAAUUCAGUUUUUAUUGAACGCACCUCAUUGCAUGGAAUGCUCCUCGGUGACCAAAAAAUGAUAAAUAAAUGGCUGAGAGCAUUUAA